Molecule: messenger RNA, 2590 nt
Organism: Hordeum vulgare subsp. vulgare (domesticated barley)
Lineage: Eukaryota; Viridiplantae; Streptophyta; Magnoliopsida; Poales; Poaceae
Product: RNA polymerase II C-terminal domain phosphatase-like 2
Exons: 16
Coding region: 54-2192 (712 amino acids)
Molecular function (GO): RNA polymerase II CTD heptapeptide repeat phosphatase activity
Source: RefSeq, a predicted model, not a curated record
UGCCCGGGCCCGGCGCCGCCGCCGCCGCGGCCCCUCCCGGCAGGGCCACCGGCAUGCGGAUGUUCCACGGCGACGUGUUCCUCGGCGAGGCGGACGUCUUCUCGAUCAAGCCCGGGCCCGAGGGCGCCCUGCCCUUCCCCAGCAACGAGAUCCGCAUCAGCCACCUCUCCCCGGCCAGCGAGCGCUGCCCGCCCCUCGCCAUCCUCCAGACAAUCGCGCCCUUCUCCGUGCGCUGCAAGCUCCAGGCCAAGCCGCUGCCUCCCCACCCCAGCCUCCACCGCCUCUACCUCACUUGCUUCAACGAGUACAAGAGCGCGGUGGUGGUGGUUGGAGACGAGGAGCUGCACCUGGUGGCAAUGCCGAGCAAGGUGGAGAAGGUUCCGUGCUUCUGGUGCUGCUCUGUACGCACCGGUCUCUAUGCGGCGUCAGUUUGGAUGCUCAACCUCCGGUGCCUUGCUAUUGUGUUUGAUCUUGAUGAGACCCUCAUCGUUGCUAACACGAUGAGGUCCUUUGAGAGCCGCAUCGAGGUGCUCUCCCGUAGGAUGGACGUUGAGGAUGACCCCGUCAGGGUAGCGGGGAUGUCUGCAGAAAUCAAGCGGUAUAUUGAGGACAGGGAGCUUCUCAAGGAGUUCAUUGACACUGAUACUGUUACAGAUAAUGGCAGAAUUGUUGGCACGCAGAAGGAGGAGGUUCAGCCGAUGCCUGGUGUCCAGGAGCGUCUUUUUCGGCCUGUAAUCAGGUUGCCAGAGAGGAAUGCUAUUCUGACCCGCAUCAAUCCAGAGAUUCGCGAUACCAGUGUUUUUGUGAAGCUAAGGCCUGCCUGGGAGGAUUUGAGAAGUUACCUAACUGCCAAGGGACGCAAAAGAUUUGAGGUCUAUGUGUGUACAAUGGCUGAAAGAGAUUAUGCUCUUGAGAUAUGGAGACUUCUUGACCCAGAAGCCAAUUUGAUCAGCUUGAAUAAUCUUUCAGAUCGUGUAGUAUGUGUAAAAGCAGGUUCCAAGAAGUCCCUGCAGCAUGUUUUUAGAGACGGAGGAUGCCACCCAAAGAUGGCCAUGGUGAUUGAUGAUAGGCUGCAAGUUUGGGAUGAUAAAGAUCAGCAUCGAGUUCAUGUCGUCCCUGCCUAUGCUCCAUACUAUGCCCCACAAGCCGAGAUGGCAAACGCCGUUCCAGUGCUUUGUGUUGCAAGAAAUGUUGCUUGCAAUGUUCGUGGUGGUUUCUUCAGGGAAUUUGAUGAAAAUCUAUUGAAGAAAGUAUUUGAGCUGUUGUACGAAAAUGAGUUGCUGGAUCUUCCCUACGCUCCAGACGUCGGUGACUACUUAGUCUGCGAGGACCCUAAUUUUCCACCAAGCAAUAAAGAUCCUGCCCCUAUACCCGAGGGUAUGAGUGGAGCGGAAGUAGAGAAGAGAUUGAAUGGGCGGGCAUAUCAGGGGGACCAGAAACAGAUAUCAUCAUCAACCCGUCCAUCAGAUGAUGCACGCGUGGCAAUCCGUGGCACUCUAGGCAGUUCAAAUAUGCAACCCAAUGGGGGCUCAAUGGCAAUCGUCCCUUCUUUGUUUGUCACGGUAUUGCAAGAAAUUGGACGAUUAUGCAACUCGAAGGUGGAGUUUAGGUCUACCGUAAGCACCAGCAAAAUUACACAAUUUUCUGUUGAGGUUCUGUUUAGUAACGAAAAAAUUGGUAAUGGCAUUGGAAAAACAAGAGAUGAAGCCCAAGUACAAGCUGCUGAGAAAGCUCUCCAAAAUUUGCAAAGCAAUUACUUGUCAUAUGUUGCUCCUAUCGCUGGAGUUCUUAACAAAGACACAAGCAAGUCUCCUAGGAAUGGAAAUGGCUUUCUAGAAGACGAUCUGGAUUUAGAUGGUGAUACUGCUAUGCAAGAACCAUCUGGGAGUACAUCAGAACAGAAGGAUCUUUCAAAUGUGGAUAGGUUUUCCUCUGUUAUAAAUCUUAUUACAGAACUUUGCUUGGAGGACCGACAUGUGAUAUUUCGAGAUCAAGUUCGGAAUCCUGGCUCAGCAACCAAUGAAGAAUACCAUUUCCAGGUUGAACUAGCAGGACAGAUUCUUGGGAAUGGUAUUGGUGUGAACAAAGAUUUUGCGAAGCUUCAGGCGGCAGAAGAGGCGCUGAGGUUCUUGAAAACAACUACUGACCCACAGAUUAAGAAGCAUUUGAGACCAAUAAGAUGCAGCAGUUGAUUUCUCCCCCCUCUGGCCCCGCAACCGAAUGAGUUGGAAGAAAGUUGGAAUGUGAAGCGCCUCUUUGGGGAUCCCUCAACCAUGACGUGCAUCCACCAUUAGCCUUUGGAUAGGGAACCUUUUGGAAAGGGCACACUAUAGAGAGCGGGGACUUGGAGCUCUGUGGAAUCUUUUGACUACCUUCUGUCGGAGAAUCUUCUGGUAAACCAUUUGCCUCCGGACAACUACAACUGCAGAUGUAGUCAUCUCGGUAGGAUGCUGGCGUAGUUGGCUGUAAACAGGUAGGAAUGUAGGAUUAGUCGUGAAUAGUUUUCCUGACGGAUGCGAUUGCUUGUAAAUUGUUCAGGGGCGUUGAAACUGGAAUGCUUGUGCUGAUUUUCAAGUUUAUGUGUUCAUGA